Messenger RNA from Fusarium verticillioides 7600, 1017 nucleotides. Its product is annotated as dihydroflavonol-4-reductase. The record is from RefSeq and is a predicted model, not a curated record. NCBI's taxonomy places the organism in Eukaryota, Fungi, Ascomycota, Sordariomycetes, Hypocreales, Nectriaceae. Gene Ontology annotation, molecular function: oxidoreductase activity, acting on the CH-OH group of donors, NAD or NADP as acceptor. The transcript is spliced from 3 exons. Bases 1 to 1017 code for a protein of 338 amino acids.
AUGUCUUCGCCUCCUGCAAUACAAUACGUGUUGGUCACUGGUGCCACCGGGUUCAUUGGCGCGCAUGUUGUCGACCAACUUCUUUCGCGUGGUAUAAAAGUCCGCGGGGCUACUCGAUCAUUAUCUAAAGGCAAGGCGAUGAUUGAUGCGAGGCCUGAGUUUCAAGGGAAACUUGAUUUCGUUCAGAUUGACGACUUUGAGAAUCCGGGAGGGUUUGUGGAGGCCAUCCAGGGCAUUGAUGCGGUUAUUCAUGUUGCAAGUCCUUUCACGUAUGACACCAGAGAUAAUGAGAAGGAGUUGGUUAUACCAGCCAUCAAUGGUGUUGAUUCCAUCCUCAAAGCGGCAGCUACUUCGCCGGAAGUAAAGCGCGUCGUCAUCACGUCUUCCUUUGCAUCCGUCCUUGAUGCUGGGCGCAAGGCACCACCGUACUUCACUUAUACCGGCGAUGACUGGAACCCUCUGUCAUACGAAGAGUCGAUUGGCCCGGAAACAAGUGCUGUAAUAGCAUACCGUGGAUCCAAGAAAUUUGCAGAACUCAAAGCUUGGGACUUCAUGGUUAAAGAGAACCCCUCUUUCGACCUAGUCACCCUUUGCCCGCCUAUGACGUUCGGUCCCAUACGACAUCCCGUUACGAACGUCGACGCGCUGAAUGAGUCAAACAAAAUGCUCUUCAAAAUAGCCUGCGGCGAGAGUCCGCUCCCAGUUGCGAGGGUGCCAUUCUGGAUCGACGUUCGCGACCUUGCGAAAGCUCACGUGGAGGCACUCUUGCGGCCUGAGGCUGGCGGGAAGCGAUACAUUCCAGCAUCUCCUGAGAGAUUUACAUACAGCAAGGCUGCCAGCAUCAUUACUUGGCAUCUUGCCUGGGCAGAUAAUGUAUCGAGUGAGGUGCAGGUUCCCGAUGAGUCUCAUGGUGUGGAUGGGGAGACGGCUGGGCGGGAGUUAGGUCUUGAUUAUAUACCUUUUACAAGGACUGUUAUCGACUUGAUUACGCAAGUUAGGGGCAUACACAAGUCAUGA